GGUGGAGUGCGGCCGGUCGGUUUUGUGCUCCUGGUGAAUGCGUAGUUUACUGUGCAAAAUGGCGAUGGAACUGUGAUGACAUAACCACAUUUUGGCGAGUUGACAGCAUCGGACGACGUCCGGUGGGCACCAAUAAGGCAAGAAAUAUUUUCAAUUCGCCUGUCCAACGACUACUUUUGAUAUUCGUGGUCAGUCGUUGGUGUUUCGCUUGAUAUUAAAUUUUUGCGUUCAUUAACGGGCUGCAGCGUGCACUCACAGGUUCCCAUGAACGUCCAUUAUAGUAUCGAAUGCAACGGAAUGAUUUUAGUUUUAUUCACUUUUUGCGGUGAUUCGACUUGAAUGUUUCGAACUUUCUCGCCCAUCCAUCUUCAAGGAACUUGCCAUGCCAACCCAAUGCGCUGAAUUGAUAGGAUCAUUAUGCGUGUUUCGUCUGGAUGGUUUUUGUUCAAAUGUGUUGUGCUUGUAUCCAGUUUUCGCACUUUUGUCGCACGCUGUUGGCAACGCCGCUCCGGGACGGGCGCCCACGUCAGUUUCAUCCAGGCGUCGCGACGCCCGCCAUCCAAACUGGACGCUCAAUUUCCAGGUGAGAAAACGCACUGCGUGGCCAACUGGGCAUUUCCUUCCUGGCCAUUCAGGCGCGAUUCGACACGCCAAUCUGUACAAAACCCGGCCUUGAUCAAGCGUUUCCGUUCGCAAGCCCCCGACAGGCCGCCGGAACACCAUGAGACGGAGGCGGCCCGUUCCCUGAUCCCCAACCAGUCCACCGCUGGUAGGCCGAGCAGCCGCCCGUCCAGAGCGUCCAGUGGCCGCCCAUCCACCAGCGCCGUGCCAAAGUUUUGCGAACUGAUGUAUGUGUGGAGCACCAGUGCUGUUGGGUUAGACCUUAGCAAGGCGGCGCAAAAGGGGACUGCGGCCGAGAAUAGCCAGCUGUAUAACCGGGGCCAUAGUAAGCGCAAACACAUGCCAAUGUCCGAGGAAAUGUUCCACACGCCGCGCUACCUCUCCUGGAGGAAGAUGCACCUGUCGCGAGCGAAGCUGAAGGCGUCGAGCAAGACGUCGGCCCUACUUUCCGGGUUCGCCAUGGUGGCGAUGGUGGAGCUGCAGCUGAACAACGAGUCCGCCAUCCCGUCGCCCAUUCUGGUGAUUUUCGCCGUGAUCACCACACUGCUGGUGGCCGUGCACAUGCUGGCCCUGAUGAUCAGCACCUGCAUCCUGCCCAACAUCGAAACGGUGUGCAGCCUGGACUCGAUCAGCUUGGUGGACGAAUCGCCCCACGAGCGCCUCCACUGGUACAUCGAGAUCGCGUGGGCGUUUUCCACGCUGCUCGGCCUGCUGCUGUUUCUCGCCGAGAUCGCGAUCAUCUGCUGGCUGAAGUUCUACAAUGUGAACACCACGGCCGCCUGGUCAGCGACGGUCGUUUUGGUGCCGAUUCUGUUCGUGUUCCUGGCGUUCGCCAUCCAUUUCUAUCGGUCGCUGGUCGCGCACAAGUACGAGAUCAGCAUGAAGGAGCUGAAGCGGAUGAACGAUCAGAUUGGGGACGUCACCGGGAACAAGCUCUUUUCGGAUGAGCCGCCCCAUCAUGUGCAGGUGGUUUAACUGGCCCGCCAGCGGCGGGUCUCCUUCUAUCAUUGGCUGUGGUUCGCAUACUUUUUAGACCGUCUACUGUCCGUUUCUCGGGGGGUUUUGGCCGGAAAAGCGGGGUAUCUGCGCGACGRGUGCCGAUUUGCUCAUUUGGGCGCCGCCAUUCGCUUGCUGAGUCAAUUUCAGCUGAAAAUGAGUACCAUGUCGAUGGGGUGCAAAGSYGAAAGGAGUUUUCAAAAAWAGGCAACUUCCGGCGCURGCGGAAGUUUCGAUUGGGCGCGUCAGCGUGCGAUUUCGCGCAGYUKCCAAACCGGUUUGGACGGAACUGUCAAAAUUUGCCACUGUGCAGUGGAAACUUCACUUUCAACUUCCGGAAGUUUUCRUCCAACUCCCRCGUUGGAAAGAGUCGAGAAAUUGCAAUGUCGGACAGUGGGAGAAGUGWYGAUUGCGCAUUUGAGCGUUCAAGUGCGCACAACUCCCAAACCGCUCUGGCCAGAAUUGUCAAAAUUUGCCUUUGUAUGGUGSAAACUUCACUKUCAACUUCCGGAAGUUUUCGUCCAACUCCCACGUUGGAAMGAGUUUUGAAAAUUGCGAUGUCGGACAGUGRGAGAAGUGYCGAUUKUGCACUUGAGCGUUCAAUUGCGYACAACUCCUAAGCCGCUUGGGCCAGAAUUGUCAAAAUUUGCCUUUGUMUAGUGGAAGUUUCACCUCCAACAUYCGGAAGUUUUMGUCCAACUCCCRCGUCGGAGAGUUUUGAAAAUUAUCAAUGUCGGACCGCGGGACAUGCCUCGAUUGUGCACUUGAGCGUUCAAUUGCGCACAACUCCUAAGCCGCUUGGGCCAGAAUUGUCAAUAUUUGCCUUUGUAUAGAGAAAGUUUCACCUCCAACAUCCGGAAGUUUUAGUCCAACUCCCACGUCGGAGAGUUUUGAAAAUUAUCAAUGUCRGACCGCGGGAGAWRCGUCGAUUGUGCACUUGAGCGUUCAAYUGCKCACAACUCCUAAG
Dendroctonus ponderosae (mountain pine beetle) is the source of this 2584-nucleotide messenger RNA. Its product is annotated as calcium release-activated calcium channel protein 1. Gene Ontology annotation, molecular function: store-operated calcium channel activity; transcription cis-regulatory region binding; chromatin binding. Bases 418 to 1596 code for a protein of 392 amino acids. Gene Ontology annotation, cellular component: membrane; transcription factor TFIID complex. NCBI's taxonomy places the organism in Eukaryota, Metazoa, Arthropoda, Insecta, Coleoptera, Curculionidae. The transcript has 3 exons. Gene Ontology annotation, biological process: transcription initiation at RNA polymerase II promoter; store-operated calcium entry. The record is from RefSeq and is a predicted model, not a curated record.